Glarea lozoyensis ATCC 20868 is the source of this 249-nucleotide messenger RNA. RefSeq lists its product as uncharacterized. The record is from RefSeq and is a predicted model, not a curated record. The transcript has a single exon. The coding region runs from base 1 to 249 and encodes 82 amino acids. NCBI's taxonomy places the organism in Eukaryota, Fungi, Ascomycota, Leotiomycetes, Helotiales, Helotiaceae.
AUGUUUGAUACUGCCGUACCAAAGAAGUCGGACUGUCCUCCGCUGCCGGAUGAAUUGGCACGUAACACGAAGAAGACAGAUUUGUCUGAGGGGAAGCUUCCACGACCAAAAGUUGGCACAGCCACAUUCGAUGACCCCUCAUAUCCAAGUUCCACCCUAAAUCAUAGGUACAUGACGAUCUUCGUAGCAUCUCGAUUCAGCCACAUACCACAUUGCAUGUUCUUUGUUUGUUUCGAUGACGUUUGUUGA